UGGCGGCUUUUUUUUAAUCGAAAAGACAGCGCUGAUAUUAUUUACAACACGUUUGGAAAAUAAUUGCUGUUGUCUGUAAAUGUUUAAGAAUGUGGUGAAGGUGAAGGUGAAGGUGAAGAUGACCUAGAAGACUUCUAAGGACAGCUGUUUUUGCUUUCGUCAUUUCAGUAAAAUGAAAAGUAACCUCAAACAACAAAUCACCUCCAUGGUGAAAGACAUCAUUCCACUUGGUGUUUCUCGACGCUACAGUGCUGAUGACGCCACUACUACUAACCUGGUGGUGCACUGCUCUUCUCAGGAGACUCACCAGAAGCUUGCAUGCACGCUGCAUAACAUGAACCCACCAUCAAAACUUAUGCUGCCUAUUAAGCGCUCUGUGCCGGAGCAGAGGAGUACAUCAGCUGUAGCCACUUCUUCGGGCUCUAAAAAGUGCUCCAAAGGAGGCCAGGAUGCACUGUCCAGUCAUAAUACUCUCAGGAGAAAACCGCAACUCAGCAACAGGAGAAAUCAAUCCAGUGAGGAUGGGUCACUGCACAGUGCUGCUAAAAAAGAUGCUCCAGGCAGGUCUUAUAGCCAUGAAAGAGACUUCUCCCUUGCGCUGUGUAAGCAGCUGAAUGAGAAUCUGAAGGUUGGAAAGGUUAUGCUCUCACAGAGUCCUCAGCACCAGAGAGCUUGUGAGUCUAAGACAUCUAUUUCCAGACCUGUUAAUGACAGCCACAGUUCAUCAGUCCCCCAGAGUGAAACCAGAAUCCCUGGCACCAGUAUGGAGAAGUGGGACCUGCAGGCUACUGGGAAGAUGGACAAGCAGCUUAAUGGCGAUCGCAGCACACCUAUUUUCAGUCCUGUUUCUUCACACAGGGGAGAAGGCAUACCCUGCCAGGCAACUACACCAGUAGGAGGCAGAUCUCGGUCCCUGAAGAGACAAAGAGAAGGCAGCACAGAAAGAACUAGUGAGACAGAGAGAUUGUGUGAGGAGAAUAAUCGGCUCAUCCUAAAUUCUCCUAGUUCCAGCUUGUCCCCACAGUACAUAAAACGGGUCUGCCUGAGAACAAGUUCUGCACCUGUUGGGCAUAAAUACUCUCCAAUCCCGGAACGUUUAUCCUUUAAAGAGCCGAGCAGAGAGCCAAGGUCUGAGAGUUGUAAACCCCAGACAGUGACAAGGACCACAGAAGUCCUCAGAAAAGAUCACUUGAAGAAGGGAAUAGAAACAUCUAUUGAAAGCAGAUGCUCCAUAAAUAACCCACUCACCUCUGACCUUUUCCCCUCAACUUCCAGCAAGACUAGCCAAAAUUGCAAUAAUGAAGGACAUUCACCUGCCUCCUCACACACAAGUUCCCUGUCAAGUCUUAUGGAUGAGGAUAAGACCAGCCUCUUUCCCUAUAAAUUAAAACCAACAGUACCUGGCUUUCCAGAACUCACAGAGUCAUCGAGGGGUGAUGUGGAUGAAGAAAAGAAGACCACCUCCAGAGCUAGCCUGUGCUCCGUGACUGUAAAGCAGGACACAGCAGAGAAGAGAGCCCUGGUGUGGAAGGACCCUCUAGAUUUGGAGCUGGUAGAUGAGAGAGGUUUAGGGCUGGAUACUUGUUCUCUGAGCCUUAGUAGCAGCAACAGUAGUGAGGAGGAGAAGCUGCUCUCCCUGCAAGAGAUCCUGGAACGCAGCGCCCAUGUCCCUGCCACACCUGAGAAGGGGGCGUUCUCUGAGCCCAGCACGCCACUUCCUAAAGCCCCUGCAGAGGAUGUGAAAAAAAAACCUACAAGUUACAAGAACACACUGGAACAGAUGCUAAUAGAGAAAAAACAGGAUCAGAAGUCAAAAGAGCUUGAAAUGCAGUUGCUUGAGGCUUGUAAAGAAGACCUGUUAAAACUGGAGGAAGAGAAUGAAAAUUUAGAAGAUGCACUUUCACAUGAGCAAAGGCAAUUCUUAGAUAGAUUCUCAGUUCCCUCAUGCGCAAUCAGAGACCUCCACCCCGGAGAGGACAUCUUCACAUUAGCCAACUUUGGCCGAAUCUUCAACCACCAGAGUCUGGACCUAAGACAGAUUGGUGUGACCCCAACCAACCGAGCCCAGCAGACCCUGCUGCAGGCACAUCCAGAGCAGGUUCUGCUGCUACUCAGUGCAGGCUUGCUGAGGAGAGCCUACUGCUCCUCGCCUUGCCAUUCACAGGUCACACGCUGGUUGUUCCAGAUGAUGUCAGUCCACCCACACGGCAUUGCAUGUGCACAGAUUCUGCAAGCCAUGACGACUAUCGCCUUAACUGCUGCUCAGCAAAUAGUGGAGAAAAGCAGUAAGAUGUUUGAGGUGUGGGUGCCCAGCAUACAGGACAUUGGGCUGGUCUUCCUCAACAUGGGUGUGCCAUUUGUCAGUCUGUUUCCUCUGGAUGCUCCACAGCCCCCUUUCACUGAGGGAGAUCUGCUAGAGAGUAUACAAAUUCAUCCAGAUGGUGCAAGAACUGAGAAUAAACGCGACUCAUUUCCGGAGCACAACUUUGAAAACAUUAUCAAGUACCUGGCCCUGUGUGCCGCCUUGUGUCCAAGGGCAUACACUGAUGAGGAGCUCCUGCUGCUGGUGACUGUGGUGUGUAGAGUCAGUUUGGAGACCAGUUUACAGCUGUUCCCCACUGGAGACAUAAGCUGCCUGCUGCAACACAUACUCAACAACAUGACAAACUGGGAAACAAUGUUACCUCAACUUUGCCAGGCCAUUACUGAUCUGACUGACGAUCACCACAACCUCAGAAGGCUGGUGCAGCUCCUGCCACAUGAGAGACGGGGAAAACAAUUGAGGAGACAUCUCAGUGUGUCAGUCAUCUCUAAACUGUUAAACCACAGAUGCACUUACUUACCGUCAUCUACAGAAUUUGAGUUGUCUGCUCUGAGAUGUUACCUACCUCGUAUGCGACCCUCCACCCUACUGAAGGGAAUCAUGGCAGCAAAAAAAGAACAGCAGGAUGUCGAGGACUGCACCACCACUCCAGACCAACAGGCAUAUUACCUCUGCUAUAGCCUUUUGGCUUUGACCAAUGAAGCCUCCAAUUUUGAGUUUUUACCAUCAGCCCAGAGAAAUGAGCUGCAGCUGCUAUCUGCAGAACUGGAGAAACACAUUAAGUGUGACAUCAGGGAAAGUGAAAAAAUGCUUUACAGGAGUAAGGUGAAAGACUUUGUUGCCAGAAUAUAUACCCGAUGGCAAGUGCUCCUCCAAAGAUCAAGACCCCAAGAGGGGAAGCUGUAUGAUUACUGGAAACCUCUUCCUGAGGAUGAAGUGCCCAUUAAUCAAGAGAGAGAGCUCACGGAGGGUCUGAAGCAGGAGACCACAGAGGAGUCUCAAAGUGGAGAUUCUGAGAAUGACGAGUCAGAGGAGCAGUGGGGAGAGGAGGAUGAAGUGCUGAUGGAGAGUACGGAAGAGCAAGAAGAAAGUGCUGGAGAACUUGACGAGGAGAAAGGAGAAAUGGAUGAAGUACGGGGAGACAUAAAAGAGGAUGAAUGUAUGGUGAUGCUGGAUGAUGAAAAUGGAGUGAAAGAGGGGCAUAAGACACCUGUAGAUGAAGAUCUCCUGGGAGGAAGUCUUGACGAGUUAAUGGAGGAUGUAGAUGACGAACUGUUUCAAAUAGAAGAUGAGCUUCUUAAAGAUGAAGAGUCUCUGGAAAGAGAUGUAGAUUCUGUUGAGGGAGGACCUGAGGAGUCGCAGGAAAUGGGGAUUUUAGAGGAUGCAAAUUAGACAAAUGCAGCCUUGAGAAGAAUGGCUCGUUUACCCACAUCAAGGCAUUUUUAUUCCAAUUUAAGGGUCUUUACACACUACAGUUUUCAUUGUUCUUGUUGGUCCAGGGAUAUUCAGUAGGAAUUCAGGAGAUCCCUGGGAGAGUCAGUGAAUUUCUCACAUCUUCCAAAUAACCAAUGAACCAUAUUCAUUAUUUUGAGUAGUGUAAUGCAUUACAUUCAUAAUUUCCAGUAUCAAGACAUAACUGUUUGGUUAUGAGGAAUUCGUAGUGUGGAAGCUGUGACAGUCACAGAACGUUUGUAGAUUGUGUAGCGUGAAAGGGCCCUUGUUCCUUAGCACCUUUUGUAUAGCAAGCAUGAUGCACUGCAUUGCCUUAACAAGCUUUAGAAGGGCUUCUCCUUCACCCAGUAUACUUCAUUGGGAGGGAUCACUUUUACUAAGCAUGGCACUGAUUCCUACCAUCCAGGUGUAUGUGUCUUUUUUCAUGAAACCAUGCUGGGUUUGUUAAAGGUAGAAUGCACACUUGUCUGCCAGGCUCAGGAUUCCUUCUCUUUAAGCUGCUAUCUAAUAUCUAAAGCAAUGUUCAGUUAAAUGUUCACUGAUCUGCUCUUUUAGUUUCUUUAGUGGUAAACAUACGUAUCAGCAUGGAUUUCUCGGUUGCUGCCAUGAUUUUACUUACUGUUAGACCUGUUGUUUGAAUCCAUGCAACACUCCUACUUUGCAAAAGAAAACAGAUUGUAUACUGUUCAUCAAAAAAAAAAAACAACUCAAAAUACAUAUAGACAAAUUAUCAUCAUAAAGAACAUGAUUGACAUGAAAGUACAUAAUGAAGCACUUUUUCCACAUUUAGAAAUCAAUGUUUUGUUAAUUGAUACUCUUUGUUCAUAUUUUAGCAAAUGUUGACAGAAGUGUAUACUUGUUCUGCUUUUUUAAAAUUUGUGAAGCCACUGUUUAAGAUAUGAGGUUUUACAAUUUUUUGCAUUUUUGUAAUGUAAUAUGUAAGGGUGACUUAAUAAGAAGUGCUCUUUUCUGUGAUUCUCUUUUAGAAUUUGGGAUUUUUUCCAGCAAUUUUGUAUUUGAAAACCGCAUCUAGUGUUUUGUUACGGGUAAUGUGGGUAAUUGUUACUUGUCUGGGGGGUUGUAAUCAAAUAUUCAAACUAAAUAAAUAAAAAUAAACAUUAAAUUAAA
Electrophorus electricus (electric eel) is the source of this 4903-nucleotide messenger RNA. RefSeq names its product SMC5/6 complex localization factor 2 (gene slf2). The record is from RefSeq and is a predicted model, not a curated record. NCBI's taxonomy places the organism in Eukaryota, Metazoa, Chordata, Actinopteri, Gymnotiformes, Gymnotidae.